Trichoderma aggressivum f. europaeum is the source of this 654-nucleotide messenger RNA. RefSeq lists its product as uncharacterized. Gene Ontology annotation, cellular component: cytosol; nucleus; EKC/KEOPS complex. The record is from RefSeq and is a predicted model, not a curated record. Lineage: Eukaryota; Fungi; Ascomycota; Sordariomycetes; Hypocreales; Hypocreaceae. Bases 1 to 654 code for a protein of 217 amino acids. The transcript has 3 exons. Gene Ontology annotation, biological process: tRNA threonylcarbamoyladenosine modification.
AUGGCCGUCGAAACCAUAGAGCUCGAGCAUGUGCCGGCGUCGUACCGAGUCUAUCUCGCCCUCUUCCGCAAUGUGAAGAACGCCGCCUUCUUGCACCAGCAGCUCCUCGCGCGCAACGCCGAGUUUGAAUAUGCCUUUAUCGACGCUUCGACGCUCAGAGUAGCCAGGCGAGGCGACUUUUCCAGCCCAUUACUGACUGUUGCGCGCUCGCAGAUUGUCUCGCGCAUGCACCUCCUCUCAGCCGUCUUCAAAGCAGUCAACGGCUCGUUCAACGGGGCCCUCAAGACACCAAACGUCCAUUCAGAAACAGUCGUAUCACUGAGCUCCUCAAGUAACAUUGCCGACGCAUAUCGACGCUUCGGCGUUUCGCCCUCCACCACAGACCUUUUCGUCGUCAAGAUUGUUUUCCCCACCGAUAGCAGCCCCGUGCCUGCAUCCGCCGACGCCAUUUCGCAGCACCUCACGGAGAACGUCGAGGGGGAUGCCGUCCCCGCUACCGACGACACCAUCGAGACGAUUACAGACGUUCGCGCAGUUCGCAAAAGCUAUAAGCUCAACGGUCUGACGUGGUUGGAUAGUAUCAAGGACGAACUGGUGAAGCGCAAAGAGAUUGAGAGGCUUGUUCUUGGGGGCAUGGCACUGCGGGGAGUAUGA